This is a messenger RNA of Cryphonectria parasitica EP155, 1086 nucleotides long. RefSeq names its product cobW-domain-containing protein. The record is from RefSeq and is a predicted model, not a curated record. The transcript has 3 exons. Gene Ontology annotation, cellular component: cytoplasm. NCBI's taxonomy places the organism in Eukaryota, Fungi, Ascomycota, Sordariomycetes, Diaporthales, Cryphonectriaceae. The coding region runs from base 1 to 1086 and encodes 361 amino acids.
AUGGCGGCGCCGAUACCGAUCACGAUCAUCACGGGCUUCCUCGGCUCCGGCAAGACGACGCUCAUCCUCAAUCUGAUCCCACAGCUGCGCGCCGCCAGCCCGAACUACCGGCUCGCCCUCCUCAAGAAUGAGUUCGGCGACCUGGCCGUUGACUCGCAGCUCGCCUCGUCCAGCGCCAUUUCGGGCGUGCGCGAGAUGCUCAACGGGUGCAUCUGCUGCAACCUGGUCGGCCAGCUGGGCGAAGCCCUAGAGGAGCUGCGUGCCGACGUGACCCCGGAUCGUGUCGUCGUCGAGACGUCUGGGUCCGCGUUUCCCGCUACCCUGGCCAUGGAGAUCAACCGUCUCGCAAGACGGACGGGUGCCUACGUGCUUGACGGCGUGGUGAGCGUCAUUGACGUCGAGAACUGGCAAGGCUAUGAGGAUACGAGCGUCACGGCCAGGCUACAGGCGAAAUAUACAGAUUUGAUUGUCUUCAACAAGUGGGAGAAUUGUGAUGAGCGCAGAUUCGAUGAGUGCCUAGACCGCGUAGGCGAUCUGGAAGUCGACACAGCCUGGGUCAAAAGUGAUAAGGGCAGGGUGCCCAUGGGCGUCGUCUUCGGCAUCGAUGGCGGUCUCGCACAGACACUGGCAGAAGGACCGAGCGGGCAUGCUCAUGACCACGAACACGGCCACGACCAUGAGAAGGGCCACCAGUCGGAGGUGGAAGUCCUGUCCAUCGAGCUCAGUGGACCCAAAGGCUCAACAGUCAACGCAGAAAACCUCCAAAAACUCCUAAAGGCGGCACCAAAGGAUGAAGUCUACCGCAUCAAGGCCGUGUUGUCGACAUCAACAACAGUCAGGGGCUCGGAUGAGGACAUGUCCAUUCCCACACCACCACAUCCUCACAGCAGGUUUAUCCUGAAUUGGGCCUUUGGCCGGUGGACCUUCACACCAGUACCAGACGACAUCACUGAGCACGACUCGAGCAAUCACAAGAUACUGAGGAUGACCAUAAUCCUGGCGCGGUAUGAGAGCACCAAGUGGAAGAAGAAGCUCGAGGGCGGCGGCCUAAUUGAGCUGGAUGGCGGAGAUAAAGAUAAAGAUUGA